This is a messenger RNA of Engraulis encrasicolus (European anchovy), 1396 nucleotides long. Its product is annotated as E3 ubiquitin-protein ligase TRIM21-like. Gene Ontology annotation, cellular component: cytoplasm. Gene Ontology annotation, biological process: protein ubiquitination. The transcript has 5 exons. The record is from RefSeq and is a predicted model, not a curated record. Lineage: Eukaryota; Metazoa; Chordata; Actinopteri; Clupeiformes; Engraulidae. Gene Ontology annotation, molecular function: protein binding; ubiquitin protein ligase activity. The coding region runs from base 128 to 796 and encodes 222 amino acids.
GUAUGUCUUGAAACAGUAUGCUGAAACACAGGAACUGCGGCUACUAAAAGAGAUUGAAAAGAUAAAGGUGCACGCUGACGAGAAAGACACAUUAUGUAACAACGCUUUGGUGUUUGAGGAGGUCCACAUGAUAAGAAGGCAUGGAGUGAAUAUAACCCUUGAUCCUGCUACCGCACACCCACUGCUCAUCUUGUCCGCAGAUGGGAAACAGGUUGUAUGUGCAGAAUCGCAGCAGAGCGUCUCACCCAGCAAGGACAGGUUCGACACCGAGCUCUGCGUCUUGGCACAAGAGAGCAUCAGCCAUGGCAGAAACUAUUAUGAGGUGCUUCUGCAGGGGAGCCGUGAAUGGAUCAUUGGGCUCAUGCCAGAGCACAUUGACCGGAGUGGCCCACUAGACCGUACCGCAGACCUUUACCUAGCAUUGCAGCUGCAUGAUGGAAGCUGUUACGCUUCGGAGCAUGGCGGCACCCCAGUUCAACUCAGAGAAGACAUCCAGAGAGUUGGGGUGUUUGUGGAUUAUGAAGAGGGCGAUGUUAGCUUUUAUGACGUGGAGGACAGCUGCAUUGUUCUUCUGUACUCUUUCACAGGGUACUACUUCCCUGAUGCUCUCUUCCCGAUUUUCAGUCCAGGACGUGGGGAUGAGGAUCACUCUGUCCCACUGGUCAUCUUGCCGGUCUGGGAGGUUGAGUUUCGACCUUUGCUAACCUACGAGGUUAAGUCUGACAAGAUAAAGGUUGAAAAUUUUCUCACCGCCAAGUUAAGUACAAAUGCCGAUGUGGCAGCCCUACAUGUGUAAUUUAAGCAUGAGGUGUUAUACAAUUGGUUGAAGGAGAGGAUUGUGCACAUCCCAGGAAAAGGUGCAGGAUGAUGACCAACUGUAGUUUUCAGAGUGAGAAGUCUGCACACUUAGAAUCUCUUUUGUUUUAUUUUAUUAUUUCAUGGCAGGAUAACGUUUUGACCUCAACAGUCUUCUUCAGAUUCUCUACCGCGCUGUUAUACAAUUGUACAAAAUGUGAAAGCUGGUGCGGCUCAUCUGAGAAAUAAACCCAAGGCAUCUUCAAAAGAGAGAACCAGCUUCACUUCUGAGGGAAAUAGAAAACUCUCAAUGACGUUAAAGUGGGCCUUUUGAACUGUGAUGAAAUAUGUUGAUGGACUUUCAUAACCACUACUGGUUCAGUUUUAUUCACCUUUUUUUACUCACUUGUCUGACAUACUGUAGACCAACUGCACAACUGCAUAAUAAUACCUAAGCAGGGAUGCUAAGUUUUGAAUUUCUACUUUUAUUUUUUUAUUGUCUUGCCAUGUUAUGAUGAACUCAGACCAGCAAUAGGUAUCAUAUUUUAACUUGUAUGUUAAGUUUGAAGCAGAAAAUUUAAGUUUAUGUACACAUAUUGGA